ACGUGUGAACAAAACAAAUUGUAAAAUCCGUUUAUGUCUUUUAUCUAUCGGCUUUCUAAAAUCGCUUUUGGCAAGAAAUAUUUGUUUUACACUAACUCUGGAAUAUCGUUUAUAUUAAGUGGAGUUGCGGACAUCAUAGAUCAAAGCUACGAAAAGUAUUCGGGCAAACGUAAAGAAUGGAGUCCUAGGCGUACUUUCAGCAUGUGUAUUGCUGGUCUCUGUAGCGGUGUUGUAUGUCAUCACUGGUACAUAUAUCUUGAUAAACGUCUGCAAGGCACAAAUAUCAAAACUGUGAUGCUAAAAAUUGUAUUAGAUGAAGCGAUUUGUUCACCAGUCUACUUGACGGUCUUCUUCACAACGUUAGGUUUCAUGGAGGGCCAUACUAUUCAACAUUCUUUACAAGAAUUGCGAAAUAAAAUGUGGAAAAUAUAUCGCUUUGAGUGGGUGCUGUGGCCACCUGCCCAAUUUAUAAAUUUUUAUUUUCUUCCCACUCAAGUACGUGUUCUGUACGUUUAUAUGAUCAGUCUAAUACAUAUAACAUACACGGCACAUGUUACACAUGACGGAGAUUAAU
This is a messenger RNA of Bactrocera dorsalis (oriental fruit fly), 574 nucleotides long. RefSeq names its product mpv17-like protein 2. Gene Ontology annotation, cellular component: membrane; cytoplasm. The coding region runs from base 34 to 573 and encodes 179 amino acids. The transcript has a single exon. Gene Ontology annotation, biological process: mitochondrial ribosome assembly. The record is from RefSeq and is a predicted model, not a curated record. NCBI's taxonomy places the organism in Eukaryota, Metazoa, Arthropoda, Insecta, Diptera, Tephritidae.